ACAGCAACGGCGCGCAAACUGGUCCUUACUUCUAGUUCUCCUUUUAACCUUUUACCCUUUACAUAACAACAUGAAUUCUGGAGCCUUGAAGUAGUCGAUGGCUUGCUAGCUGCAGGACCGAUUGAAUAAUAAUAGCUCGAAAAUGUCAAGCUAGACGAAACCUACAUGCACAUCAUACCUCUUGGCCAAUAUCUUCCACACUGGCGCGAGGAGCAGGACGCCUCAUCCUACUCAUCUCGCCGUUCUCCCUCUCCCCGGUAGUUGGGUGGGUGACGCCAAGGUGCGCGUGCGUGGGUACAUGGCCGACGCGGCGGCAGCCCAGAAGGAUGACCAUACCGGCGGCAGCACGUGUGAGAUAGAGGAGUUGGAGCAGGAGGAGCGGGGAGUCUCCUCCACCGACGCGCAUGGCGAGGCCUCCGGCGCCAAGGCGGACGACGUGUACGUGGCGGUCGGCAAGGGCGGGUCCAGCGCGGCGGCGCUGUCGUGGGCGCUGCGGCGCCUCACCAAGUCCUGGAGCUUCGUCUACCUCGUGCACGUCUUCCCCGUGGUCACCAGCAUCCCCACCCCAUUAGGAAUGAUGUCGAAGAGCCAAGCGAGCCCAGAGCAGAUAGAAACUUACUUGAACCAAGAGAGAUCUAAAAGACGAGAGAUGCUGCAGAAGUUCCUGGACCAGUGCCGCAAAUUUCAGGUUAAUGUCGAUGUGUACCUCAUCGAGAGCGAUCAAAUUGCUAACGCGAUCAUCGAACUUAUUCCUGUCCUGCACAUAAAACAGCUCGUAUUGGGUGUUUCAAAGUCCAAUGUGCGGAAGUUGAAGAGAGGAAGCACAAUAGCAGGACAGGUACAGAAGAGCGCACCUCUCUACUGCGAAGUCAAGAUUAUCUGCGAUGGCAAAGAAGUGACAACGGUGACAACUGCUGAUCCAACACCACCACUGUCACCUUCUCCUGCAAAUAACAGCAGCAAGUCCAACAACCCGACACCACCAUCUUCUAGACCUAAUCAUGAUAAAGCAACUGCAAAUGAUGACAAAAUGGACAGUGAACCCAGAGAAAGAAAGAAAAUCACAAAGUUUUUUAGAUGCUUCUCAUUAUGAUUAUCGUUUAGGAACUGAGCCUAACUCAGUUGGUUGAGAGUGUGGAUGUACACCUAAACUAUUCAGGUUUGAAUCCUCUUCGACGUGAAUUUAGGUGUUUAUUUCUUCUUAUUUAUAAUGUCAUCUAGUUCCUCCUAGGUUGGUCGAGUUUUUGUUUUUAAAUUAUGAUUAUCAUUUGCUGUUUUCAGUUACCUUUAGAGCUAGCACAUUGUAUGCAUCAUGAUCAGACAGCAUAUAUUUGUUAUUAACAUUUUUGCCAA
Molecule: messenger RNA, 1353 nt
Organism: Phragmites australis (common reed)
Lineage: Eukaryota; Viridiplantae; Streptophyta; Magnoliopsida; Poales; Poaceae
Product: U-box domain-containing protein 35-like
Exons: 4
Coding region: 299-1093 (264 amino acids)
Source: RefSeq, a predicted model, not a curated record